Messenger RNA from Lasiodiplodia theobromae, 1740 nucleotides. RefSeq names its product N-carbamoyl-d-amino acid hydrolase protein. Bases 1 to 1740 code for a protein of 579 amino acids. The transcript is spliced from 2 exons. The record is from RefSeq and is a predicted model, not a curated record. Lineage: Eukaryota; Fungi; Ascomycota; Dothideomycetes; Botryosphaeriales; Botryosphaeriaceae.
AUGCCUCGCGUAAUCCGCCUUGCCGCGGCCCAGAUGGGCGCCACCCACUACAAGGACUCGCGGUCCAAAACCCUCGACCGCAUGCUCGCCCUGCUGGACUCAGCAGCGGCCAAAGGUGCCAAGUCGGUGCUCUUCCCGGAGACGGCGUUCACCACCUUCUUUCCACGUCACCUGAUCACCGACCCGGUCGAGUUGGACUCCUUCUUCGAGCAUGGCGACAUCACCACGCAGGCGCAGACAAAGCCGCUGUUUGACCGGGCGCGCGAACUGGGCGUCGACGUGGCCGUAGGCUUCGCCGAGAAGACGGACGAGGGCGAGACAAAGGUCCAUCUGCCCGGUGACUUCGAGCCCUUCGCCGAUCCCGAAGCCACGAACCAGCUGGAGAAGCGCUACUUCAAGCCGGGCGACCUUGGCUUCAACGCCUUCCGCGUGCCGGGCCUGGUCGAAUCGCCCCCGGAGCGCGGCGACCCCAUUUUCGGCAUGAUGAUCUGCAACGACCGCCGCUGGGCCGAGAGCUGGCGGGUGCUGGGUCUGCAGGGCGUCGAGGUCGUGUACUGCGGCUACAACACGGCCGGCUUCGCGCCGCACCUGUGGGGGUCGGACAAGGCCAUGGACCCGGAGGAGGCCCGCCGCAAGGCCCUGUUCCACCACAAGCUCGUCAUGCAGGCCCACAGCUACACCAACGCCUGCUUCUCCGUCAGCGCCGCCCGCUGCGGCCUGGACGACGGCCGCUACGACUUGAUCGGCGGCAGCUGCAUCACCGGUCCCGAAGGCGAGCUGCUGGCCGAGGCGACGACCCCAGACCAAGACGAAGUCAUCAUCGCCGACUGUGAUCUCGAUGCCUGCCGGCCGGGCAAGGAGCGGACAUUCGACUUCGACCGCCACCGCCGCGUUGAGCACUAUGCUCGCAUCACCAACCAAACCGGCGUCGUCGAGCCUCCCAAGCUCUCUGGCGAGCCAAAUGGCGUUACAACAAACGGCACCUCCACUGACAAGAAGAUCCGCAUCCUCCUCGUCAACCCCAACAGCACCAAAUCCAUGACCGACGCCUGCGUAGCCAUGUGCCAGACCCAGCUACCCCCCGACGUCACCGUAACGGGCUUCACCUCGCCGCGGCCCGCGCCGUCCGCCGUCGAGGGCAACUUCGACAACGUCAUGUCGUCGGCAGCAGCCGCCCGCGCCGUGCUGCCGCUCGCCGCCACGCACGACGCCGUGCUGGUCGCGUGCUACUCGGACCACGCGCUGAUCCGCAUGCUGCGCGAGGAGCUACCACAUCAACCCGUCGUCGGCAUCAUGGAGUCGUCGCUGUACUUCGCCGCGCGCGCCCUCGGCGGCCGCUUCGGCGUCGUCGCCGUCAGCCCGCGCUCGCGCGUCAUGCACGAGGACGCCGUGCGCCACUACGGCCUCGACGGCUUCUGCGCCGGCGUCGCCAGCUGCGACCUCACCGUGCUCGACCUGCACGAGAAGAGCCAGGACGAGGUCGUCGCCCGCAUGUGCGAGGUCGCGAGGGACCUGGUGGCCAGGGGCGCCGACGUCUUGACGCUGGGCUGCGCCGGCAUGACGCCCCUCAAGGCCGCCGUCGAGGAGGCCGUGGGCGAGGAUGUGCAGGUCAUCGAUGGCGUCUUGGCCGGCGUGCAGCACUUGUCCGGCCUGGUCCGCAUGGGCGGGAGGACGGCCAAGAGCGGCGUGUACCGGAGCUCGGCGGCUGGACGGAAAGCAAGAGGCCAGGACUGGAUAUGA